This is a messenger RNA of Poecilia latipinna (sailfin molly), 2988 nucleotides long. RefSeq names its product membrane-associated ring finger (C3HC4) 8 (gene marchf8). The record is from RefSeq and is a predicted model, not a curated record. Bases 831 to 2501 code for a protein of 556 amino acids. Lineage: Eukaryota; Metazoa; Chordata; Actinopteri; Cyprinodontiformes; Poeciliidae. The transcript has 8 exons. Gene Ontology annotation, molecular function: zinc ion binding.
ACGUCCUUGGGCACAGCUGUGAGGAAGAUGUGUGUAAUGAAUUGCCACCCGUGUCAGCCCCGCUCCACCUUGCAGGCUAGAGAUUGGUGGAGGUGGGAGUAACGGGAUCUGUGAUUGGUGGGGAUCCUUAGCAGUUUUUCACAUUUUCAGGCGGCUGACUCCUUUGUCUUAAAUCACCGGGGGGGAUUGAUGGGGCGGCAGGCUGUGUUAAUAUGUGUGGUGGUACGCGACGAGCUUAAUCAGGGUUAUCAAGAGGCUCUUUAAGGUCCAGCUCAGUAGACGGUCUAUUUAAAACCUCCUCCUCCCUCUCUUGAAUGAUUCAACAGCAGUAUGCCCCUCCCCCUCCCCCAGCUCCCAUCAAGAUCAGCUGGAGGAAGUGGAGGCUCGGCCAAUGAGAUUACAGUAGCAAAAAAAAAAAAAACACGGGGUGUGCUUGUUUGCAUGCUGUGUGUGCGUGUGUGUGCCUCUCUGCAGCUGAAGGGGAGACAAGCCUGGACAGGCAGCAGCAGAUCAGUAUUUAUGUGUUUGAAAAGAAAAAAAAUGUAGGGCAGCAGCUUGUUCUGCGUCUGUCUGCUUCGUCUCUUCCUACCUUUGCCUCCGCCUUUGUUUCUGCUCAGUGACUACUGACGCCGCAGCUUUACUUCCGUAUUUGUAAAGGCUUGGCUUUCACUGGAACUCAUUCCUUUUCGAUCUGGAUUCACCUCAAGGAUUUACAGAAGGGGCAUGUAACCCCCCCUGAUCUGCAUUCGUCGGUGUGAGAGAGAGUGUGUGUGGGGGUGUGUGUGUGUGUGUGUGUGAGUGAGAGGGUGAGGUGACUAGAAGAUCCAGCAAUGAAUUCCUGUUGGAAAAUGAAGAUUCAGAAUGAAAAGCCUCUAGGUCAUUCAGCUAGCAGAUCCAGCAAUAUAUCAAAGGCGGGGAGCCCGACCUCAGUCAACGCCCCAUGCAGUUUCUCAAGGACGUCCGUUUCCCCGUCCAGCCAGGACAUCUGCAGCAGUCAGGAUCAGGACACUCAGAAACAGACUGCGGUGGUCCUGUUGAACUCCAACGGUAAAACGUCUGAUGGUCUUUCGGUGACCACCGUCUGCGCAGACUCCCCGCACGGCUCCAAGUACGCCAAGCAGAGAGACUGGCUGUCCGUGCUGCGCCCCGCCUCCGUUGGCAUUCGGCCUAAAAACUCUCUCAGGUUUUCUCUGUCUCUGAACGACGUGGGUCAGCGCGUGGACAACCUUUGUCGCGGGCUGCACUUCAUAGAUCGCACAUGCUCGGAGGGAGAGCUGGAUGUGAAGCCCGAGCACGCCCAGUGUCCCGACGGCAAGAUGCUCGGAGACGACCCGGUCGCCACGUCCAAGAGGGAGAGCAGGGAUGCUCCACUUUCAACCCGCACCACCCUCCACCUUGUCCCCUCCCUCACUAACAACCACAAAUACAUGUUGGGCAACCCAUCCGGUCCUCCUUCUCCUCACCCCACCAGUCUCCUUCAGCCUCUUUCCACUCCGGGCUCGAACUUCCUUCGUCUCCUCCUUCCCUUCUCCCGAUCUUCCACCUCCGCUAGCCUGCAGUGCUCUGAGCUGGGAAGCUACGCCUCCCACCUCCACAUCACCAAGUCCUGCAGCACGCUGCUAGAAGGCACAGAGUCAGGCUUCCUCUCACAAGGAGAUGACGGCGUGUUCGAAGUGGAGCACAGUAGAUCACCUUCCAAGGGAGCGAGCCAGACGACGACCCCAGAGAUGCUCAGCGUGUCUGGGACUCUUCUAGCCCCGCUGUGCUAUAUGGACGAGGACUCGGACCUGGAAUGCUGUUCGUCGCCUUUGACGGAGAAAUCAGGGCCACUGUCACAUUAUUCUCUAUCAGGGGACUGCUGCAGGAUUUGUCACUGUGAAGGAGAUGAUGAGAGUCCUCUGAUCACACCGUGCCACUGCACAGGGAGUCUGCGCUUCGUCCACCAGGGCUGUCUGCAGCAGUGGAUCAAGAGCUCAGACACCCGCUGCUGUGAGCUCUGCAAAUAUGAGUUCAUCAUGGAGACGAAGCUCAAGCCACUGCGCAAGUGGGAGAAACUUCAGAUGACGGCGAGCGAGAGAAGGAAGAUCAUGUGCUCGGUCACCUUCCACGUCAUCGCAAUCACCUGCGUGGUUUGGUCGCUCUACGUCCUCAUCGACAGAACGGCAGAGGAAAUUAAAACUGCCCGAAGAAUCCCAGGUAUCCUGGAAUGGCCUUUCUGGACCAAGCUGGUGGUGGUGGCCAUCGGCUUCACGGGCGGAUUGGUUUUUAUGUACGUCCAGUGCAAGGUCUACAUCCAUCUAUGGAAGAGACUCAAGGCCUACAACCGUGUCAUAUACGUGCAGAACCGGCCGGACACGUGUAAAAAGGUGGCGCUGGAGAAGCCCCCGCUCAUGGAGCCGAGCCUGGAGAGCAAGGAGGCACUGGCCCCUACCCAGUCGGACACAAACUCCUCCCAGUACACAGAGACAGAAGAAUAUAGUAUGGAGGUCCUCCACGUCUGACACAGAGUUCAUUUCAUAAGCCCCCCACCCCACCCAUUUGUGCUUGUAGAACCAGGCGGGAGGGAAGAGUAGCGCUCGUCGCUCCCCUUCUUCUGAUGGUAGACCUGACCCGCUGUCCUCUCCCGAUUCCACCUGCACUCUCCGUCCGCACUCUGACCUUUCCUUCCCCGGGACCGGACUGUUUGUCCUGACUUCUAUAAAUGUCACACAAGGCCUGGAGCUCGGCACUCUGCACGCAAUGUUCACGUUCCCCGUCGGAUGAGCAGAUCAGAGACACAAAGACUCCCUGGAAGCUCAUCUUCCAUGUUUUUGGAGUUGGGUUUUUUACCUCCUGUAAGUGUUGGAUCAGUACACCGCCAUACAUCUCUGGAGCGUUCCACAUACUGCCAUCUCUGCUCCGGUUCAAUUCUGACCGGGCCUCGGAAAUGCAUUGAAGCACUUUUUUGUUUUUUGUUUUUCUUGAAGCUCUACAACAACUACUCCCCUC